Cynoglossus semilaevis (tongue sole) is the source of this 4906-nucleotide messenger RNA. RefSeq names its product amyloid beta (A4) precursor protein b (gene appb). NCBI's taxonomy places the organism in Eukaryota, Metazoa, Chordata, Actinopteri, Pleuronectiformes, Cynoglossidae. Gene Ontology annotation, biological process: axonogenesis; central nervous system development. The transcript has 18 exons. Gene Ontology annotation, cellular component: membrane raft; early endosome; Golgi apparatus. The record is from RefSeq and is a predicted model, not a curated record. Bases 204 to 2465 code for a protein of 753 amino acids. Gene Ontology annotation, molecular function: signaling receptor activator activity; serine-type endopeptidase inhibitor activity; signaling receptor binding.
UCUGGAGUGGAGAAAAAAGGAGGAGGGAGCAAAGCAGCGGGAUCAGGUCCAGAACUGAUUUUUAGCCUGCGCGGUGUCCACACACGCACCCGUCUACCAAACACGCGCGUGUAUGCCUAUGUACAUAUCUGUACUUUAUCAAUAACUGGAAAACGGUGAGCUUUAUUACAACAGCGGAGCUGGCAGGAUAACAGGAGGACGGCAUGGGGGAGCACACGGCGUUGUUACUGUUACUGUUGGCGACCUUGACGCUUUCAUCCGAGGUGCCUGCAGAUGACUCUGUGGGUUUGCUAACGGAGCCCCAGGUGGCCAUGUUCUGCGGAAAGCUCAACAUGCACAUAAAUGUGCAAACUGGCAAAUGGGAGCCUGACCCUUCAGGCUCCAAGAGCUGCAUUGGCACCAAGGAGGGCAUCCUGCAGUACUGCCAAGAGGUAUAUCCAGACCUGCACAUCACAAAUGUGGUGGAAGCCAACCAGCCAGUGAGUAUCCAGAACUGGAGCAAGAAAGGUCGAAAGCAGUACGGCAGUCACACUCACAUCGUGGUGCCCUACCGCUGCCUGGUUGGAGAGUUUGUCAGCGAUGCUUUGCUUGUUCCUGACAAGUGUAAGUUCUUGCACCAGGAACGCAUGGACCAGUGUGAGAGCCACCUACACUGGCACACUGUUGCCAAAGAGUCCUGUGGUGACCGCACAAUGAAUCUCCAUGACUACGGGAUGCUGUUGCCAUGUGGCAUCGACCGUUUCCGAGGAGUCGAGUUCGUCUGCUGCCCAGCAGUGGCUGAACGAGGCACGGACAGCACAGAGCAGGACACGCAGGAGUCAGACGUGUGGUGGGGUGCAGCUGAAACGGAAUACGUCGAUAACAGCAUGUCACAUCCGGCAGACACAGAGCCCACGACCACGGAGGAUGACGAAGACGAGGAUAAACAGAUAGAAACGUUGGAAGUGGACGAAAACGGUGACGGGGAAGAGGAUGAAGAGGACACAGAGGAAGAAGAGGAAAUGACAGAUGAGCGGGACAGUGACGAGCGUAAUUCCAACAUUGCCAUGACAACCACCACCACCACAACCACUGAGUCGGUUGAAGAAGUUGUCCGAGCUGUAUGUUGGGCUCGUGCUGAGUCAGGCCCUUGUCAUGAGAUGCUGGAGCGAUGGUACUUCGCACCUAAAAAGGGCCGCUGUGUUCCCUUCUUGUUUGGGGGAUGUGGGGGCAACAGGAAUAACUUUGGCUCAGAGGAAUACUGUAUGGCUGUCUGCAGCAGCUCGCUGCCCACCAUGGCCCCUAGUCCUCCUGAUGCUGUGGACCAAUAUCUUGAAUCUCCGGGUGACGACGGUGAGCACGCUGACUUCCAAAAGGCUAAAGAAAGCCUGGAGGCUAAACACCGUGAAAAGAUGUCUCAGGUGAUGAGGGAGUGGGAGGAGGCUGAGAGACAGGCGAAGAACCUCCCUCGUGCUAAUAAGAAAGCUGUCAUUCAGCACUUCCAGGAGAAGGUGGAGGCUCUGGAGCAGGAAGCAGCAGGAGAGAGGCAGCAGCUAGUGGAAACUCACAUGGCUCGUGUAGAGGCUCUGCUCAACAGCCGGCGACGCCAGGCUAGGGAAAAUUACCUCGGUGCCCUGCAGGCCAAUCCCCCACGGGCCCGUCAGGUGUUGAGUCUCCUGAAGAAGUAUGUCCGUGCAGAACAGAAGGACAGACAGCACACACUCAAACAUUAUGAGCAUGUCCGCACAGUUGAUCCCAAGAAAGCAGCACAGAUCCGACCUCAGGUUUUGACCCAUUUACAGGUGAUAGAUGAGAGGAUGAAUCAGUCAUUAGGUCUGCUCUACAAAGUGCCCUCUGUGGCAAACCAGAUCCAGAACCAAGUCUCGAUCAUAGUGCAGAGAGUUCAGUCGGAGCUGUCUCAGCAAGUAUCGUCUCUGCAGAGCGAUGGGCGGGUGGACGGCAGAGUGAGUUACGGUAACGAUGCUCUGAUGCCAGAUCAGGCCUACAGUUCUGCUCCUAUGGACCCUGGCCUGGAUGGAUUUGGCUUCAUUCACCCUGAGAGCUUUAACCAGCCCAACACAGAGAACCACGUUGAACCUGUUGAUGCACGUCCUAAUCCAGACAGGGGACUGCCCACAAGACCUGUAUCUGCCCUGAAGCCAGAUGAGAUGCCUAAUGUUCGUAUGGAGACAGAAGAAAGACAGAAUGCUGGUUAUGAAGUCUACCAUCAGAAGCUGGUAUUUUUUGCUGAGGAUGUCGGUUCUAACAAAGGUGCCAUUAUUGGGCUAAUGGUCGGAGGUGUUGUCAUAGCAACUGUUAUUGUCAUUACCUUGGUGAUGCUGAGAAAAAAACAGUACACAUCUAUUCACCAUGGUGUAGUUGAGGUCGAUGCAGCUGUGACACCAGAGGAGCGCCACCUGGCCAGAAUGCAGCAGAAUGGCUAUGAGAACCCCACCUACAAGUUCUUCGAGCAAAUGCAGAAUUGAAAAACCUGGUCCAUGCUUUUCUUCCCUGGCCAGUUUCAACUACAACACUCCCACCAGUCCAAGGGUACUGUGGGCUCUGGUCCUGUGCAGACAUCCUCCACACCUUCAGUCACACACCGUGCCAAGAGCAGGAGUGAGGUUGAAGGUUUGGAGCUGAAAUCACAACUCACUCAGUACGUUUACACACACAGCCGAGCUGAAGUUAGCCUGCUUGACACUUUGAACUUUAAACUAUGGUCGAUGACUGACAAUUCAAUUGUGCCAUAACUGACGGACGGGCAGAACAUCAUGAUGGUAACCAGUCUCAUAACCAGUCUGACCAGUUCUCUAGAUUGAUGUGAUGUUAUCUAAAGGUGCAGGACAAUGGUACAAGCCACAGACACAGCAGCAUCUAAACAGGUUUUUAUGUGGAGUGUAGUACAAUGUGAGACUAAUAAAACGCAUACAUAAACACACACACACACGCACGUGGAUAUGUAUCUAAGCAUCUAGUGAAGUCAAGAUGAACUAAACAACUAUUAGCUGUGUAUGUGUGAGUCAUCUUUAUGGAAGUUGUGGUUAGAGCCGCAGCCAAAUAUUUUAUUAAACUUUUAUUCAAAGGUGAACAUCUUAUUUAAUGUAAACGUACUGUGUGAGAAGUUUUAGCCAAAGGAACCUGCCAUUGAUGGAACAGAGCCCCCCUUAUCCCCUGACUGUGCAGAUUAACACUCCCUCCCACUGUUCACUGAAUUUUGUAAGACAGAGGACUCUUGUUUAAAACCAUCAAGCUAGCCCAGCUUCCCAGAACAAAAAUGCCAGUACUAUAGUUUGUACCAAACGACGCCCAUCAACCACCCAGUUGGAUAUUUAUAUAGAAACACUAUAAAAGUGCUGCCACAGCUGAGACGUGCACAAACCAGGGCCCAACAUUAAUCUAGCUGUUGCUUUAUUUUCCCCCAUCCUUCCCCUAAAAACUCAGAUGACAGCUGUGCUGUUCAAUGACAUAACAGCUCUUAGUGCCGGCAACAGUAGAAGGAGGCGGGGCUCUCAGAGAGCCUCUCCUGGAGUGUUUCAGGUUGAGUUUUUUUCCAAGAAAAAAAAAUUAAAUAAAUAUAAAAAAGAAGAAAAAUAUACAUAAUCAAACAUGAAAAGAUAAAAAAACAAAUAUUUUGGGUUCUGAUUUUUGUUUUUAUUUGUAACAUAUUACACCAGAGAUUAGCUGUAAGUAUAUGUAGUGCAUGGCCAUAUUGAUGACAGAUACAGUUUACCUGUACGUCCCAGGUCCUCUCAGUAGAUAUUUCGUAGCAGGAUCGUACAUACGUAGCGUCUCCGCUGUGAUCUUGUGACAUGAGGAACAAAGGGUAUUCAGAACCCGGUCUGCUUUUUGUGCUCACACAGACUUGCUUUAACUGAAUCCUAGCUCCUUCAAGCUCAGCCCCCACCCACCCUGCUUCACUGGUUGUGUUAGCUGCAUGGGCCAAAACAAUGCUCUCUUAUAACUGUAUGUAAUAUAUGAAGUGUAAUAGCAUCCGAAAGGAAGACAAUUGUGUUACUGUUUGCGUUCUAUGCACUCUGUCAUUUUUUUUAAGUCUGAUUAUCAUUAUUAUGACUAUAAUUAUAAACAGAUACUGUUGCUGUUAAGUCCCUGAGAGCAAUUCACUCUGUCGCUGCACAACUGUUAUUUUUUUAUUAUUAUGAGUGUGUAUCAUUCCAAAGUUUUUUUUCAUUCCACCAUCUUUUUGGAUUGUAAAUAUUUGGAAGAUGGAGUUCUCACUUUUCACACUCUGUCUUUCUGAUCGUCUUGUCUUUCUGGCUUCGUCCACAUUGUUGUACAGUCCAUUUGUUAACAUCUGUGUGAGAGAAUUUGACUUUAAAAAAAAAACGGUGAGAUUUUCAAAUCAUCCAUUUUAUAGGUGGUCCAAACGUUAACAUUUGUUCACCACACCGUGCUAACAUUAUAUAUUUUUCUACAUUUAACUGUGUGAACAUGUGCAUCUGCUCGUCCUGUAGUGGAAACGUUGUCUGUUGUCUGUAUUUGUCCCUGAGAACCAGUCCUCACCCAGAGGUAGAGGACUGUUGGAGGAUGACAUCACAGUUCACCGUCACCCUCAUCAUCAUCCUACCACUCACCCAAUUUGUUUUGACCAGGUUGCAAAUAUCACAAAUGUGACUGAUUAUUGUGCAUUUGUAACAGAGAUAUACAACACAUAUCACCUCUACACACCACAGUCCGCACGUGUACAGAAAAACCAAGUGAAGCCCUUAUUCAGGUGAAUGUCAAACAUUUGUAUCGAUGCUCAGUUUGGGUGGCCUCAAAGGAUUGUGACAAAAAAAAUGUGCUUUUCUUUUCCUUCUUGACUCAGUGACCUUUUGUCUGUGUGUAGUUUAAUGAACCAUAUGCUUAGAUUAAGAGAAAGCUUUCUACACUCACUAUACCAUGAAUAAAAUUUUGAAUGUACAUA